This is a messenger RNA of Fundulus heteroclitus (mummichog), 2550 nucleotides long. Its product is annotated as signal transducer and activator of transcription 1. Bases 180 to 2453 code for a protein of 757 amino acids. NCBI's taxonomy places the organism in Eukaryota, Metazoa, Chordata, Actinopteri, Cyprinodontiformes, Fundulidae. Gene Ontology annotation, molecular function: RNA polymerase II cis-regulatory region sequence-specific DNA binding; DNA-binding transcription factor activity, RNA polymerase II-specific. The record is from RefSeq and is a predicted model, not a curated record. The transcript is spliced from 24 exons. Gene Ontology annotation, biological process: response to peptide hormone; regulation of cell population proliferation; cell surface receptor signaling pathway via JAK-STAT.
UUGACUCAUCGGCUGAGACAUUUCCCGUGAAUCAGAUGGAAAAAAAGGGAGUUACCGCAGAAUAAAAGAUGCCCCCCCCCCCUCCUCCUGCUCCCUCCAUUUAGCUGAAGUCUCUCCUGCUUCCUGCUCUCAUUUCUCUUCUUUGGAGCCUAUUAUUAAUAAAAGGUUGCAGCCACAAGAUGGCGCAGUGGCAGGAGCUGCUGAAGCUGGAGUCUGCGCUGCAGAGCCAGGUGAGGCGGCUGUAUGAGGGACGCUUCCCCACGGAGAUCCGACACUGGCUGUGCCACUGGAUCGAGAGCCAGGACUGGGGUUCUGCAGCUGUGGUCGAGGACGCAGCAAGAACAUGCUUCCAGGGCCUCCUGGAACAUCUGCAGGAGCAGUGGAACCGCUCCAUCCAGGAGAACAUCAUCCUGCCGGGGCCCAACUUCUCAGGGAUGAGGGACUUUGUGGUGGAGAACUUCCAGGAGCAGCCCAUGAACUUGGCGGCUCUUCUGUCUGAAUGUCUGAAGGAGGAGAAGAAAAUCCUGGCGUCGGUCGCAGAGAGUCCGACCUGCAGCUCUCCUGUCAUGACCUCCCAGUGGACCCAGCUGGACAACAAAGUGUCUCAGAUGAAGCUGCAGAUCUCGGAGCUGAAGAAGGAGGUGAAGACGCUGGAGGGUCUGAAUGAAAAGCUGGACUACAUCCAGAAGACGUGGCAGAGCAAAGUGGAGCAGAACGUUGGACUGGCCCAGUCUCAAGCUCUGGUGGAGCAGGAGUGUCAGAAGAGGUCCAUCUUCAUCAACCAGACCAAGCAUAUCGUUCUGCAGCAGCUGGUGACCAUUUUAAACGAGGCGUCUCAGAUCAUCACCACCCUCACCGGCGUGGAGCUUCCUGAGUGGAAGCGCAGGCAGCAGCUGGCCUGCAUCGGGGGUCCAGAGGACACCAGCCUGGAGCUGCUCCACAAGUGGUUCACGGCUGUCGCCGACGUUCUCCUCGCCGUGCGAGAACAGCUGCAGAAGCUGCAGGAGCAGGACCAGAACUACACCAACUCCUCCGGCCUCUCCACAUCUAUAGCGGAGAUGGACGGUUUCACCCGGACCCUGAUCAGGAAUCUGCUCACAAACGCUCUGGUGGUGGAGAAGCAGCCCGUCAUGCAGAACCUGCUGCACCGACCUCUGAUUCUGAAGACCGGGGUCCGCUUCAAGGUGACGGUGAGGUUCUUAGCAAACCUUCCUGCUUUUAAAGAUCAGCUAAAAGUCAAGCCUGUGUUUGACAAGGAUGUUGAGGAAGUGAAGACAGUCAGUGGAUUUCGUCUGUUUGACUUCACGCGUGACGACAGCAAGGUUCUGGAUGUGGACUCGCCCAACGGAGCGCUGAUGGCUGCGUUUGAGCACAUGUCACUCAAGGAAAAAAAGGCCAGAACUAAAGGCUCAUGUGAGAGUCCGCUGACGGUCACCGAGGAGCUCCACAUCAUACGCUUUGUGACGGUUCUGCAUCACGCUGGAGAGAAGUUUGACAUUGAGGCGAGCUCCCUGCCUGUGGUCGUCGUCUCCAGCUCCAACCAGGUCCCCAGCGCCUGGGCCUCCAUCAUGUGGUUCAACAUGCUCUCCAGCAGGGAACCGAUGAACCUGUCGCUGUUCAUCAAUCCUCCUCCGCUCACCUGGGAGCAGCUGGCGCCGCUUCUGAGCUGGCAGUUCCUGUCCGUAGGCCAACGGCCGCUUGAUCCGGACCAGCUCUCCAUGCUUCACGACAAAAUCGUUGAUAAUCCUGAUGGUCUGGUGCACUGGACCAAGUUCUCCAAGGACGAAAGCGUCUGGAUGUGGAUCGACGGAAUCCUGGAUCUGAUCAAGAAGCACCUGGCCGAUCUUUGGCAGGACGGCUACAUCAUGGGGUUCGUGAGCAAGCAGAGAACCAGCUCCUUGUUGCUGAAUAAACCAGCCGGGACGUUUCUGAUCCGAUUCAGUGAGAGCAUCCGAGACGGCGCCAUCACCUUCAGCUGGGUCGACCAUUCCAAUGGAGAGAAACACAUCCACGCCGUGGAGCCCUACACCAAGAAGGAGCUGUCUGUGCUGUCUCUGGCCGACGCCAUCAACCACUACACCCUGACCACCCCGGGCCGCAGCUCCACCAACCCGCUCGUCUAUCUCUACCCCGACAUCCCCAAAGAAUCGGCCUUCGCACGCUACUACAAGUUCUCAGGACCUUCUUCAACCAACAAGAACAUAACGGAGUACGUCCACAGGAUGCUGGCUGUUUUCUCCGUCAACCCGACGCCUCCUCCGUCUCCACCCAGAGACUCGCCGCUGAUGGACAUUGAUAUGGACAUUAAUCAGACCGACUCGUCCCAGAAGUUGGAUGAAUUUCUGACGGACUUACUGGACUUCCCAGAAUGGUCACAUCUCCAGACGCUGCCUCAGGAAAGAGUCGCUGAUUCUGUCUUCACCUUCCAGGAACACGGAUCACUGACCCAGUGACCCAGAACUACUUCAUAUCUUUUAUAAAAGGACUCAUGUAUGUGUUUAUCAUGGUCCUCCAUGUGGAAACGAUGUAAAUAAAUGUUUCAGACUGAGA